Erinaceus europaeus (western European hedgehog) is the source of this 3306-nucleotide messenger RNA. RefSeq names its product CCAAT enhancer binding protein zeta (gene CEBPZ). The record is from RefSeq and is a predicted model, not a curated record. NCBI's taxonomy places the organism in Eukaryota, Metazoa, Chordata, Mammalia, Eulipotyphla, Erinaceidae. The transcript has 16 exons. Bases 1 to 3180 code for a protein of 1059 amino acids. Gene Ontology annotation, cellular component: nucleus.
AUGGCGGCCGCCAAGAAACCUCUGGAAUUCCACGCCAAGAAUCCUUGGCAACCGCAGGAGGCGGUGGAAGAUCCAGACGAUGAAGAGGAAGGCGAUGAGACAGAGAAUGGCUUCUCCCUGGAGGAGGUGCUGCGGCUCGGGGGCACCAAGCAAGAUUACCUUAUGCUGGCUACUUUGGAUGAAAAUAAGGAAGUUGUGGAUGGAGGCAAAAAGGGAGCCAUCGAUGACCUUCAGCAAGGUGAACUGGAAGCUUUUAUUAAAAGCCUGAGUUUGGCCAAGUAUGCGAAUUACCUAAAUGAAGAAAGUGAACCAGCUGAAAAAGAAGGUGCCAGCAAAAAAGAAAGAAAAGUAGAUAAUAAAAAGCAAGUGGCACCAGAAAGUGAAAGGACACCCACCAGUAAGGUGAAAAAUAAAAAGAGGUCUGAACAAAAGCCAGAUGAGAACCAGGACUGCAGUGCUGUUCUGAAAGUAAAGAAAGACAAGCAACAAGACAUCUUUGAAUUUCUGGAGAGACCUGUGCUGUUGCUGAAGCCAGGGGGCAAGUGGUACGAUCUGGAGUAUAGCAGUGAGUAUUCCUUAGAGCCCCAGCCCCGGGAGCUCGUGGCGAAAUACAAGGCCUUGGCUCAGAAGUUGUAUGAGCAUGAAAUCAACUUAUUCAAAAAUAAAAGCAAUCACCAAAAGGGAGCCUCUUCUACGUGGAUGAAGGCCAUCGUGUCCUCGGGAACCCUGGGGGACAGGAUGGCAGCCAUGAUUCUCCUCAUCCAGGAUGACGCUGUCCACACCCUCCAGUUUGUGGAAACUCUGCUAAGCCUCGUGAAGAAGAAAGGCAGCAAGCAGCAGUGCCUCAUGGCUCUGGACACUUUCAAAGAGUUGCUCAUCACAGACCUUCUGCCUGACAGCCGCAAGCUGCGGCUCUUUAGCCAGCACCCUUUCACCACGCUGGAGCAGCUGGCCAGCGGCAACAAGGACUCUCGAGACCGGAGGCUUAUCCUGUGGUAUUUCGAAAACCAGCUAAAACAUUUAGUGGCCGAUUUUGUGCGGGUCCUGGAAACCUUCAGUCACGAUUCACUGAUGGCCACCAAAAUCCGAGCCCUGGCAGCGGCUCACGAGCUGCUUUGCAACAAGCCCGAGGAGGAAAAGGCACUACUCGUGCAGGUGGUCAAUAAGCUGGGCGACCCUCUCAACAGAAUCGCCACAAAAGCCUCCCAUCUCCUGGAGACGCUGCUCUGUAAGCACCCCAACAUGAAGGGGGUCGUGUGCGGGGAGGUGGAAAGGCUCCUCUUCCGCUCCAACAUCAGCGCCAAAGCCCAGUACUACGCCAUUUGCUUUUUGAAUCAGAUGGUCCUCUCCCACGAAGACAGUGACUUGGCUAACAAGCUAAUCACUGUUUAUUUCUGCUUCUUCCGGACUUGUAUCAAGAAGAAAGAUAUUGAAUCCAAAAUGCUCAGUGCCCUUUUGACAGGUGUCAACAGGGCAUACCCAUACGCCCAGAGUGGAGACGACAAAGUCAGGGAGCAAGUGGACACACUCUUUAAAGUGCUACAUGCCGUCAACUUCAGCACCAGCGUGCAGGCGCUCAUGUUGCUCUUCCAAGUGAUGAAUUCUCAGCAGUCAAUAUCAAAUCGCUACUACGCGGCUCUGUACAGGAAGAUGUUGGAUCCUGGGCUGACGUCGUGUUCUAAGCAAGCCUUGUUCCUUAACCUUGUCUACAAGUCUCUGAAGGCUGACAUCGUGUUGCGCAGAGUGAAGGCUUUUGUGAAGAGGUUGCUUCAAGUUACUUGUGAACAGAUGCCGCCAUUCAUAUGUGGAGCUCUGUAUCUUGUGUCUGAGAUCCUUAAAGCAAAGCCAGAGUUAAGAAGUCAACUAGAGGACCAUCCGGAGUCUGAUGAUGAAGAAAAGUUUGUUGACAUAGCAGAUGAAGAAGACAUGGAAAAAUUCACUGAUGCAGAUAAGGAAACUGAAGCAGAUGCAGGAAAAAACGUUGAGGCAGAAGAAACUGUGUCUGUAAGUUCCACACAAGCCAAAAAACCAGGAUCUGCUUCUUGGGUACACAUUGAUAAUUUGAAAGGUAGCAAACAGUUAAAUGCGUAUGAUCCAUUCAGUAGAAACCCUUUGUUCUGUGGAGCUGAACAUACAAGCCUUUGGGAACUCAAAAAGCUAGCUGAGCAUUUCCACCCCUCUGUGGCCCUUUUUGCAAAGACCAUCCUUCAGGGAGACUAUAUCGAGUAUUCAGGGGACCCACUGCAGGAUUUCACACUAAUGAGAUUCUUGGAUCGAUUUGUAUACCGAAAUCCAAAGCCGCAUAAAGGCAAAGAAAAUACGGGCAGUGUUGUGAUGCAGCCAAAAAGGAAGCAUUUUAUGAAAGAUAUUCGUGACCUUCCCGUGAACAGUAAGGAGUUCCUUGCAAAAGAAGAAAGCCAAAUACCAGUGGAUGAACUGUUUUUCUACAGGUAUUAUAAAAAAGUUGCUGUUGUCAAAGAGAAACAAAAGCGGAACACAGAUGAUGAAAGUAUAGAAGAUGUGGAUGACGAGGAAUUUGAAAGGAUGAUUGACACAUUUGAAGAUGAUAAUUGCUUCACCUCUGGAAAGGACGACCUUGAUUUUGCUGGCAACAUGAAAAAGAAAAAGAAAGGAGUUAAGAGUGAUGCAGAGGAUGAAGAUGAAGAUUCAGAGGCGAGUGAGGAUGACUUUGAUAAUUUAGAUGAUGAUGAAGUGUCUUUAGGAAGUAUGGGUGAAGAGUUCACUGAAUUGGAUGAAGAUGCAGGCACGUUCAUGGAUGUGGAUGAUGAGAGUGAGGAUAUUCCAGAACUUGAUGAUGACAUCGGCACCAAAGCAGGUAAAAAGAGAAAGGGUCCAAGUGAUUUUGACUUUGCUGGAUCAUUUCAAGGACAGAGGGGAAAAAAGAAGAGAAAUCUCCGUGACUUCAAUGACCCCGACCUGUUUGUGUCUGCUGAGGAGUUUGGUCACCUGUUGGAUGAAAAUAUGGGGUCCAAGUUUGAUAACAUCGGCAUGAAUGCUAUGGCUAACAGAGACAAUGCAAGUCUCAAGCAGCUGAGGUGGGAGGCUGAGCGGGAUGACUGGCUCCACAACAGAGACGUGAAAAGCAUCCUUAAGAGAAAGAAGAACUCCAACAACAAGAGGUUGCACCCCACUCAGAAAAACAAGAAGCAAAGAAAAUGAGUGUUUUCAAAAUGGACAUCUACUUACUCAUUUUUGCUGUUCAACCAUUUUUCUUGAUCUUGUUGUCUGAGACCAUACAUUCCAGACUGUUCAAUGGAUUUGUAAUAAACUAUAAAUGAAAACAAC